AUGAAGCGAUGUGGAACCGUUUCAAAAAGAAAAUUGAUUGUUAUAUUAAAAGCCUCGAUUUUAAUUGUUGAACGUGAGGAAAAAAAGGCGAUUUCCAUCGAAAAGCAAAUUGGGAAGAAGCAACGUAAACUUCCGUACACACUUGCUGUUGGUGUCACCUUGGAGGAAUAUGAACGGCGCUCGGGCGACAGAAAAGAAAAAGGCGCAACACAACAAUCUUUUAAAUUCGGUGUUGCCUUCACCUCAUCAUCACAGCAGCAGCAUUCUUUAAAUCCGGUGCUGUCUUCAAUACCAGCAGCAUUCUUUAAAUCCGGUGCUGUCUUCAAUACCACCACCGCUACAACCACAACACCCAUCACAGCAGCUUUUACAAGCAGGAAUAUAUUUUCGCGGUGA
This is a messenger RNA of Ambispora leptoticha, 396 nucleotides long. Lineage: Eukaryota; Fungi; Glomeromycota; Glomeromycetes; Archaeosporales; Ambisporaceae. The record is from the annotation of a GenBank genome assembly.